Folsomia candida is the source of this 770-nucleotide messenger RNA. Its product is annotated as kelch-like protein 30. The transcript has 5 exons. NCBI's taxonomy places the organism in Eukaryota, Metazoa, Arthropoda, Collembola, Entomobryomorpha, Isotomidae. The record is from RefSeq and is a predicted model, not a curated record. The coding region runs from base 226 to 660 and encodes 144 amino acids. Gene Ontology annotation, biological process: proteasome-mediated ubiquitin-dependent protein catabolic process; regulation of proteolysis. Gene Ontology annotation, molecular function: ubiquitin protein ligase binding. Gene Ontology annotation, cellular component: cytoplasm; nucleus.
AAUCCGGUUCCUUGGUGUGCCCCAUUUUUUACAAAAUCUGCUUCGUUGGACGAGUGCUUUGCUGAAAUUUGUCAGAAAAGCUACCGAACUGUGAGGGUCGCACAUGAAUCUGCACCAAACAAAGUGAGCGACGAUAUUUCCAACUUAUGGAGCACCAAGAAAAACGCGGAUGUUACAUUUUCCGUGGAGGGAAAACUUAUCUCUGCGCACAAACUAAUUUUGACGAUGAGAAGCGAAUAUUUCGAGAAAAUGUUUAGCGGAGAGUGGGCCGAGGCGGAGGGGUCAUCCAUUGUUGUCAUCAAGGAUACGACGUACGACGUGUUUGAAGGUCUUCUUAGCUACAUUUAUCGUGACAAGGUCCCCUUCUCGGAGCUCGACUACGAAAACAUUUUUGGGCUGCUGAAAUUAGCGGAUUCCUAUUGCUACUUGACGAUCCGGCAAGAAUGUGACGAAAUUUUAAUGCAAAAUAUCACCAAGAAGAAUGCUUUCUUUCUGCUUCGAAAUGCUGCUGCAGCCAACGCGCUGGAUUUGGAGGGAGAAGCGACAAAAUUUAUUCUGGAGAAUGGUCUCUUCAUGGCGACCUUAUCUUCUUCCGAGUUGGUCGAUUUGUUGGGGAGAGAAACAUUCGACAAAUUGGCGAUGGCGGCGAUUUGUCGAUAGUUUGGAGUUAAAGUCAAGAUUUAACAACAAUUUGUUUUAUAUAUAAGUUCUAAAAUUUUAGAAAUAAAAUGACUAAUAAAUGAAAAUAUAAAAUAUAAACGGAAAAUGGU